Aspergillus ruber CBS 135680 is the source of this 1756-nucleotide messenger RNA. RefSeq names its product fungal specific transcription factor domain-containing protein. Gene Ontology annotation, cellular component: nucleus. Bases 427 to 1584 code for a protein of 385 amino acids. The transcript is spliced from 3 exons. Gene Ontology annotation, biological process: DNA-templated transcription. Gene Ontology annotation, molecular function: zinc ion binding; DNA binding. The record is from RefSeq and is a predicted model, not a curated record. NCBI's taxonomy places the organism in Eukaryota, Fungi, Ascomycota, Eurotiomycetes, Eurotiales, Aspergillaceae.
GCCGGCGCCAGACAGUGUUAGAUCAAUUACUUCUGACCCAUUCGCUUCGGCUCAAAACACCCGCAGGGAUCUGGAUCUACCAGGAUCUGAACAUGAAAGCCCUGAGUCUACCCAAGGCCGAUGGGACGCGGUUCUUCGACGACCUACCGUGGACUGUCACGAUCCUCUCACGGUAUCAGAGAACCUGUUUAUGCCUUUCUCGCUAACGUCUCAUGUCCCAAUGAAAGAGCUUUUGGAAAUGUUACCAUCUACUGACUGCCGUGACUACCUGAUAUCUCACUACUUCGCUCAUCUAUCUCCUAUGUUUCCGUUCUCCACGACCCGACAUUUCAAAAGGAGUAUUCCGCAUUUGUGCAAGAGCCUGACAAAAUCCAUCUUUCUUUUCUGGCGUUGAUAUUCAUGAUGUGCUCGAUGUCUCUGAACACUAUGGAAUCCGAUGAUAUCAUCGUCGGAGGGUUGUUGUCCCAGUCGCAAGACCACUUGACGUACUCGCUCCAGCUUCGAAACGCCGCCAUGACAUGCCUAUGCCAAGACCAUUUUCUGGUUCAUCACAAUCUCCACACCCUUCAGACUUUGUUACUGCUGAUAUAUACCAUCUGUCAUAAUGAAGGCGUCGAGCGCGCUUGGUCGUUACUGGGUAUGGGGUUGAAUAUCGCCAUGGCGCUUCGUUGUCAUGUUCAUUCCAACGACCUGAGCCACAUUGAGAUUGAACGACGCCGACGCUGCUGGUCUGGUAUAUUGACGCUCCAUACAUACCAAGCUAUUCUAUUCCGUGACAUCGACAUGUCAUUUCCUCUCAAUAUCAAGGCCACAAUGUCGGCCGAGGUCAUUGAUGUCGAUAUCCACGACGCACUCUCGCAGAAACGAAGCCUUCCCCCUAUGUCGUUGAUGAAGUUUAAGAUUCGUUUCUUUCAACUUUCCACCCGGAUCUGUGGUCAUAUCUCCGGCCCUUCGACGCUCAAUGAAGUGUCUCUACAUCAUUUCAAUAAGGCAAUUGCUGAAGAACAACAGCUAUGGGAUUCCACGUUUCUCGUAGACGGAUCCCCGAGCGUCUUGGAUUCCGCAAGUUAUGCACACUGGUGCAUCCUGCAGACCUACGCGCACCAGCUAUAUCUCGUCCUUCACCGACCAUUCCAUCACUCCCAAUCACCUCGGUUUCUUCCUGCAUCACGAGAAAAAUGUAUCGAAUCGAGCACCGCUCUGCUUGAUAUUCACCGGAUCCUCUGCGAGCUUCCCCGAUUCCGAUAUUACAAGUGGAUCGUUAACGGCAUGACAAGCUUUAAUGCCCUCCAUGGUGCCGUGGCAUUGGCAUCAUGCCUUCUGGAUAAGCCUGACUCGCUCGACAUGAAACCAUACUGGGCUGCCUUUGACGCGACCGUUCGCCGAAUGGAAGCUCUCCAAAAUCGCAGCCCAGUCUGUGCAAAGGCUUAUCCUAUUCUUCGACAUUUGCAGAAUCAAGUGUCUUCAGCGCACCGCCCACAGUCAGGUCCUGGUGACGACGCUGGAAACGGGUUGGAUGACUGGAUUAACGAUGUUGAUUGGUUUAAUCUCGAGUCGGCGCACUUGGACUUUGGGAUGGGAUGAAUAAAACGGGCUGAAGUUGUCCCUGCGAUUUGUAGUAUAAGAUCUGUUGAUGAUAGUGGGUCAGCGUAUGACAAUACUAAAAGGACUAGGUGGAGACAAUAGCAAUGAGCGUUAUAUCAAUGUCUAUCUAUCUAUCUCAAAGAUGAGAAAAAGGAGCGAAUCCGGAAGAGGA